Molecule: messenger RNA, 2547 nt
Organism: Pleurotus ostreatus (oyster mushroom)
Lineage: Eukaryota; Fungi; Basidiomycota; Agaricomycetes; Agaricales; Pleurotaceae
Gene: SFB3
Product: COPII coat Sec23p-Sfb3p heterodimer component
Exons: 15
Coding region: 1-2547 (848 amino acids)
Biological process (GO): intracellular protein transport; COPII-coated vesicle cargo loading; endoplasmic reticulum to Golgi vesicle-mediated transport
Cellular component (GO): COPII vesicle coat; endoplasmic reticulum exit site
Molecular function (GO): zinc ion binding; SNARE binding
Source: RefSeq, a predicted model, not a curated record
AUGUACGCCCAUGCAGCGAAUACUUACAGUCCUAUCCCCCAACCUCCUCACAGCGCCGGUCAGGCUUUCAAGGGUCUCAGAACACACAUUGACCCUAGCCAAAUUCCAUCGCCAAUCGAGAAUCAGGAGAUCGACAGGCAAGAAUGGGAGAAUAAGACCUACUUGACGCUGCCGGGAAAGCAUGUCCCACUAGCGACGACGGAUUAUGUUGCCAUUGAUCAAGGCAAUUCCACGCCCAAAUUCAUUCGCGUAACCACAUGGAACGUUCCAAGCACUUCCAAGCUCGCGUCGGAAUGCCAGAUCCCCCUCGCGGCUGUAUUUCAGCCAUUUGCUCAACAGGAUCCGAGGGAAGAACCAGUUCCGUUAAUUGAUGCAGGCCCAAAUGGUCCGGAACGGUGUAGCAAGUGUAGAGGUUACAUCAACCCGUGGUGUACAUGGGUUGGUGGCGGUAGCAAGUGGAAGUGCAAUCUAUGCCAAAAUGAGACGGCAGUCUCCCCAGAAUACUUCUGUAACUUAGGCGCGAACCUAAUGAGGUUGGAUCACGAACAGCGCCCAGAACUCAACAAGGGGACAGUGGAUUUCGCCGUGAACGAGGAGUACUGGGCAUCGCAACCGUUGGAGACCCUCAGUAAACCAUACGUCGCUGUUGAACCUGCACCGACGGGACCACGCCAGCCCGCUCCAAUGGAUUACAUCUUCGCCCUAGACAUCUCGUUCGAAUCUAUACAGUCAGGAUUUGCCCAUUCCGCAUGCUCUUCCAUACGAAAGAUCCUCUAUGGUGGAUUGGACGAUGAUGGUCGUCCAAUUGAUGCCGUCUUUCCCCUUAACAGUAAGGUGGCGUUCAUAACAUAUGAUCGUGCACUACACUUUUACGACCUAUCAGCUGUCGAUGGCCAAGCUCCCAUGUUGGUCGUUUCAGAUAUUGACGAAGUCUUUAUUCCUUUAAGAGCUGGUGUUUUUGUACCCCCACAAGAAAAUAGGUUGAUAGAGCAGCUUCUUGAGGCACUGCCUACUCGACAUCAAGAGACAGCUAUCCGCGAAGCGGUCAUGGGAUCUGCUGUCUUAGCUUCUUUGGCAGCGCUGGCAGGCAGAGGUGGUCAAGUCAUCAUGUUUCAGAGCUGUAUGCCCACAGUCGGCCCGGGCGCUUUGAAAGGCACGCCAGACGAACAGAAGCUCUACGACUCAGAUAAGGAGAAGACUUUGUUUACACCGCGUGACAAGUGGUGGCUGGAUUUGGGGGAGAGUUGUGUGGAUGAAGGCGUUGCGAUCAGCAUGUUUCUCGGCAUGAGCAGGUACAUCGACGUCGGUUCCAUAGGCGCGGUCGCGUCGCUGUCGGGCGGGGAAAUAUAUUAUCAUCCGAGAUUUGAGCCUCUUCGUGCGGGCCCACUAUUGGAUGCUCAACUGCAACGCCUGUUCCGGAGAAUGGUUGGCUACAAUUGCGCCGUGAAAAUUCGCUGUUCUAAUGGUCUCCGAAUCACCCAAUAUCGGGGUAACAUGUUCCAACGUUCCCCAAUUGAGGUCGAAUGUAGCGUCCUGGAUGCAGACAAAAGUAUCACUGUCACCCUUGAACACACGCACUCUCUCAAUGCGAGAGAAUACGUCUACUUGCAAUCUGCUGUACUGUACACGACAGUUGAUGGGCAACGGCGCGUUCGGACAUGUAACUUGGCGUUAGAAGUUGUUGAGCUCGCCGGCAAUGUCUUCCAGUUUGCCGACAUGGAGACUGUUAUAGCGCACUUAGCAAAAGAUGCUAUAUCAUACGUGACCUCUUCAAAAUUGUCAACUAUCAGGGAAGAUUUGACAGAGCAGUGCUCAGCCGUGCUCCUGGGCUACCGAGUAAACUGCGCAUCUGCCACCAGAUCGACUCAGUUGGUCAUCCCAGAGGUUUUCAAAGGUUUCCCAGCACUCACGCUUGCAAUCCUCAAAUGCAAACCACUAAAAGGAAUUGCUAGCGUCUCCUCCGACGUGAGGAAUUAUUACGCUCAUCGCAUGCGUAGCAUGGGCGUACGCGAGCUGGUGCAAUAUUUGUACCCUCGCAUGAUGGCUCUCCAUGACUUGGAUGAUACCAUCGCACUUCCGAACCCCAACACCGGCGAAAUUUGCUGGCCAUCUAUGAUGCGAAAUAGUCAUCUAUUUAUGCAAGCUAACGGAAUAUAUCUAAUCGAUAAUGAGGAAGCUAUGAUACUAUGGAUCGGUGCCAGCGUCUCUCCGCAGUUACUCCUUGACCUAUUCGGUGUGGACGAUAUCUACAAAGUGGAUCCUCAGACAACUAAGCUGCCAGUUCGAGAUUCACUUCUCUCAACGCAGGCCAGAAACAUUCUCGCAAAUCGACGCCUACACAGAGGACGGGAUAUUAAUUUCUACAUUGCCCGCCAAAACAUGGAUGGAACGGAAAUAGAGUUCAGUGAUAUGUUGGUGGAAGAUCAAAAUAACGGCACUUCAUCCUACGCUGACUUCUUAACUGUUGUCCACAAACAAAUAGGCCAAGUUCUCUUAGAUGGAGGUUCUCUGGGAGGUGGAGCAACACUGCGAGGUUCACCAUGGUAA